AUGCGCGGCGCACCGCGCCAAGCUGGACCUCAGGGACCCGGGUACGCGCGGCGCAAGUACGUCUGGACGUCCGCCUACGCCAGCUCCAAGAAGGCGCUGUGGUACUACGCCAAGGAGAUGGCGACGAGGACGCGACGCGGGCGCGUGGCGAUUCUGACGGUGGACCCCGGGAGGACGGCCACCGGCCUGACGCGGCGCCUGGGGCCCAUCGAGGACCUGCUGCUGUACCUGCAGAACGUGUUCGUCAAGACGGUGCCGCAGGGCGCCGCAUCGGUGGUGCACGCCUGCCUGGCCGAGAGGCUGCGCGGCAAGAGCGGCGCGUACAUUAAGAACUGCAGGGUGCACGGCAAGGGGGCGGGCACGGCAAGGCAGCGGGAGAGGCUGCGGGCGGAGACGGAUGCGGCGAUCGCGGGGGCGGCGCUGGACAGCUGGCGGGAGGUGGACGUGUACGGCCAGGCGGUGGGCAGGGUGCUGUCCAGGGGCCUGUCGCCACUGCUAGAGCUGGUGGGGCUGAAGCAGGGCAAGGGAAAGCGGGUGUAG
Messenger RNA from Ostreobium quekettii, 540 nucleotides. NCBI's taxonomy places the organism in Eukaryota, Viridiplantae, Chlorophyta, Ulvophyceae, Bryopsidales, Ostreobiaceae. The record is from the annotation of a GenBank genome assembly.